CCAGAGUUAAAACGUCGCAUAGACAUGCAUGACAGUCAGUUUGCACAGAUAGAUGUCCAGAUGGCGGAGUUAGACCUGAGGUUUCAGAUCCUUGAAACAGCCAGCUAUGAUGGUACAUUGAUGUGGAAGUUGAGGGACUAUGCAAGGAGAAAACAAGAUGCAGUACAAGGAAGGACACUUUCAUUGUAUAGUCAGCCAUUCUACACACACAGAUAUGGCUACAAGAUGUGUGCUCGGGCGUACUUGAAUGGAGAUGGUAUGGGAAAGGGAAGCCAUAUGAGUUUGUUUUUUGUGGUGAUGAGAGGUGAGUAUGACAACCUACUACCUUGGCCAUUCCAGCAGAAGGUGACAAUGACCUUGCUAGACCAGGAGACUGGACAGUGCAACCUUUCUGACUCCUUCAGACCAGAUCCUACAAGCAGUAGCUUCCGUAAGCCGACUACAGACAUGAACAUCGCGUCUGGAUGUCCUCUCUCGGGAUGUCCUCUCUUCGUGUCUCAUGCAGUUCUUGAAACACCGAAAUACGUGAAGGAUGACACAAUCAUGAUUAAAUUUCAAGUGGAUUUGGCAAAUCUCAAUCAUCCCUAACCCAGGCAUGCAUGAAAGUAGUGACCACCAACUUAGAGGUAAAAAAUGCCUUUCAUAACAUUAAAACUACUCUUUAACACUUUUACACUUCCUGUAAGGUGGUAUUGUCCAAGCGUCUCUUAUUAGCUCGACUUUUCGAAGAAAAAGUAGAGUUAUUGCACUCGCGUCGGCGUUGGUUAAAGUUUUUGAUCAAGUCAAAUAUUUCUGUUACUAUCAAAGCUAUUGACUUGAAACUUAAAAUAGUUAUUUACUAUCAAGGUCUGCACCAGGAGAAACAAUCCCCAUAACUCUGGUUUGAAUUUUGAAAGAAUUAUGCCCCUUUUUAACUUAGAAUUUUUGGUUAAAGUUUUUGAUAAAGUCAAAUAUCACUGUCACUAUCAAAGCUAUUGACUUGAAACUCAAAAUACUUAUUAACCAUCUAAGUCUACACUAAAAGAAACAAUCCCCAUAACUUUGAAUUUUGACAGAAUUAUGCCCCUUUUUAACUUAGAUUUUUUUUUUUAAAUUGAUAAAGUCAAAUAUCUCUGUUAUAGUGGACGCAACUUGACCCCGAUGGUUGACCUUUGUAUUAUAAUACAUAAUGAAGCACAACCUAUUAUUGAAAAGGAGUGUACGUAAAACACGAGCUGCAUGAGAAAGUGGAAAUAUAAAUUUGUGUAAUUAUAAUUUAGUGUAUUGGAAAGUUUUAACUGAUCAAAUGUAAGUAUACAUACUUUGAUAGUGCACUGUAUACAAACUAAUUCCAUAUAAAUAUACAUGGCUACCCUAAUCACCCUUUAUUUCUACAAUGAAAUAAUCGAUAUGAAUAAUCAACUAAAGGUCAACCAUCACGGUCAAGUUGCGACUACUAUACUGUUAAAGCUUUUGAAUUGAAACUCAAAAUAGUUAUAUACAAUCAAAGUCUGCACCAAGAGACACAAUUCCCAUAACUCUGGUUUGAAUUUUGGAAGAAUUAUGCCCCUUUUUAACUUAGAAUUUUUGGUUAAAGUUUUUGAUAAAGUCAAAUAUCUCUGUUACUAUCAAAGCUUUUCACUUGAAACUUAAAAUACUUACUUAUCAUCAAAGUCUACACCAGGAGAAACAAUAUCAAUAACUCUGAUUUGAAUUUUGACAGAAUUAUGCCCCUUUUUAACUUAGAAUUUUUUGUUUAAAGUCAAAUAUCUCUGUUACUUUUAAAGCUUUUGACUUGAAACGCAAAAUAGUUAUUUACUAUCAAAGUCUGCACCAGGAGACACAAUUCCCAUAACUCUGAUUUGAAUUUUGACAGAGUUAUGUCCCUUUUUAACUUAGACUUUUUUUACUGGCAAAGCUCUAAUUCAGAGUCAAGCACUGAGAAAAGUCGAGCGCGCUGUCGUACGGACAGCUCUUGUUUAAUAUCUUUUACAAUAUAUGAUAUAGGUUAGGUGGUCUGCUUUUAUGCACUGCCUGGAAAUUUUGGAUGGAAAACAAGAUGAGAACUUACAAUUUGAUAUUUUGUAUAUUCUUACAAACAUUCAUAGCAAAGGUUUCAAGCGCUGUAGUUAACAAUGGCCUUGUCACAGAAGUAAGCAAAUGUCAAAGUCGAACCUCAAAAUCAAUAGGGGUCAUCUGCUGGUCAUGAUCAACCUCCCUAUUAAGUUUCAUGAUCUUAGGCCAAAGCGUUCGGAAACGAUUUAACUGUUCCGGGUCACUGUGACUUGACAUUUGACCUACUGACCUCUUAGUCGAACAUGACCUUAUUUUAUGUCACACCUGUGUACCAAAAUUUAUGACACUUGGCCCAAGCGUUCUCAAGUUAUCAUCCAGAAACCGUGUAACUUUUCCGGGUCAUUGUGACCUUGACCUUUGACCUAUUGACCUCAAAGUGAAACUUGACCUGUAGUUUAUAGUGUUACAUCUGUGUAUCAAAAAUAAUUUAAAUCUGUCAAGCCUUUCAUGAGUUAUUGUCCGGAAACCAUAAAAACCAACCAACCGACAGACAAGCUCACUCCUAUAUACCACCCCCCCACCUCAAACUUCGUUUUUGGGGGUAUAAAAAUGAUGAAUAACAUUCUUACAACAUGUAUUAACUUGAUAAACAUUUUUAUGCCUCACUUCUUAGAAAAGUUGUUUACUCAUUACUUUACGUCAUAUAACCCACAUUAUCAAAGAGCUUCGAUUCAAUUACAUAGCAGAUGAUUCAAACAUAAAUAAAACCUUACAAACGUUAAAGAAAUUUAGCACAUGCACAAGGGUUAAAUAUUAGUUUAGAAAAGACUUAAUACAUGGCACACGCUAAAAAGGAUAACAAGAGCUGUCAGUAAGACAGCACACUCCACUAUUCGACGAUUUGACAGUAAAAUUAAGUAAAACUUUAAAAAGAAGAUACACCAAGAUAUAAAAAAAAAACCUAUUACCCAGAGGGGUUAAAAGUCAAGUAUGGGAGUACUGACAUUCUUUAUUUUGAUGGAAUUAAACUUUAUCAGAAAAACAAACAGUUCAAGAAACUACAUGCACAUAAAGUAUAUACAAGCUUUCGAAAAAAUUUAACAUGAAAAUAAUUCCAAGUAUAAAAACUUGGUGACCUUUGCCUUGGGUAUAAUGGGCCCAGCCCCUGCACAUAUAUUGUUUGUAUGCUGGACAAUGUUUAUGUGAAAUUACAGUAAUAUAUAGGCAAUAGUAACAAAGAUAUGACAGAAAAACAAAGGUUUUGUUUUGUUUUGGGUUUAACGCCGUUUUUCAACAGUAUUUCAGUUAUGUAACGGCGGGCAGUUAACCUAACCAGUGUUCAUGGAUUCUGUACCAGUACAAACCUGUUCUCCGCAAGUAACUGCCAACUUCCCCACAUGAAUCAGAGGUGGAGGACUAAUGAUUUCAGACACGAUGUCGUUUAUCAAAUAGUCACGGAGAACAUACGCCCCACCCGAGGAUUGAACUCACGACCCCGCGAUCCGUAGACCAAUGCUCUUACCUACUGAGCUAAGCGGGCGUCCGACAAAAUUUAAUGGCUUAAAAAUAGCCUAAGUAUAACACCUUGGUGACCUUGACCUUGUGUAUAAUGGGCCCAGCCCCUGUACAUACUUUGUAUGCUGGACAAUGUUUAUGGGAAGUUACAGUAAGAUAUAAGCAACAGUAACAAAGAUAUGACAGAAAAACAAAGGUUGCCGAAAAAACUUUAACCUUAAAAAUAGCCUAAGUAUAACACCUUGGUGACCUUGACCUUGGGUAUAAUGAGCCCAGGCCCUGCACAUGACAAUGUUAAUGUGAAGUUACAGUAAGAUAUAAGCAAUAAUAACAAAGAAAAACAAAGGUUGCCGAAAAACUUUAACCAAGAAAGCUCACCCCGACGCCGGGGCGAGGAGAAUAGCACCACUAUUCUCCGAAUAGUGGAGCGCUAAAAACUGUACCUAAAAGCUACAACCCUUGACACAUUUAAGUUACAACUGGCCUAACCUAGUCUAUAAUAUUUGUAUCACUAAAUCUUCACAACAGAUAUAGCUGGCCCGACACUAUCUGAAGAAAAUAUGCACUGCAAGACCUAUAUAACAGAUCAUGCUGGCCUGACACUAUCUGCAGGAAAUGUGCACUGCAACAUCUAUAUAACAUAUAAUGCUGUCCUGGUAAUGUCUGCAGAAAAGCUGCACUGCAACAUCUGUAUAACUGAUAAUGCAGGUCUGACACUGUCUGCAGGAAAGGUGCACUGCAACACCCAUAUAACAGAAAAUGCUGGCCUGACACUGUCUGCAGGAAAGGUGCACUGCAUGACCUAUAUCACAAAUAAUGCAAGCCUAACACUAUCUGCAGGAAGGGUGCACUGCAAGACCUAUAUAACAGAUAAUGCUGGCCUGUCACUUUCUGCAGGAAAGGUGCACUGCUAGACCUAUAAAACAGACCAUGCAAGCCUGACACUAUCUGCAGGAAAGGUGCACUGCAAGACCUAUAAAACAGACCAUGCAAGCCCGACACUAUCUGCAGGAAAGGUGCACUGCGAGUCCUAUAUAACAGACCGCAGGAAAGGUGCACUGCAAGACCUAUAUAACAGAUAAUGCUGGCCAGACACUGACUGUAGGAAAGGUGCACUGCAACACCUAUAUAACAGAUCAUGCAAGCCUGACACUAUCUGCGGGAAAGGUGCACUGCAACACCUAUAUACCAGGGAAUGCAAGUCUGACACUGUCUGCAGAAAAUAUACAAUGCAACACCUAUAUAUCAGAUAAUGCUGGCCUGACACUGUCUGCAGAAAAUAUACAAUGCACUGCAAGACCUAUAUAACAGAUCAUGC
Molecule: messenger RNA, 4828 nt
Organism: Mercenaria mercenaria
Lineage: Eukaryota; Metazoa; Mollusca; Bivalvia; Venerida; Veneridae
Product: TNF receptor-associated factor 3-like
Exons: 2
Coding region: 25-588 (187 amino acids)
Biological process (GO): positive regulation of JNK cascade; regulation of canonical NF-kappaB signal transduction; tumor necrosis factor-mediated signaling pathway
Cellular component (GO): plasma membrane signaling receptor complex
Molecular function (GO): protein binding
Source: RefSeq, a predicted model, not a curated record